UGCCUGGCAGUGCUUCUGAUGAGGUGACAUCCAGCAGCGACCCUUCUGUGCGCUGUUGUUUCGGUGUGUUCUCUCGGGGACCGAGUCUGCAUCUCCGGGGAGAAGAGGGGCAUCACUGGCGGCGACCGGUCCCCUCUAGCUGGGUUCUGCUUGAGACGGCGCUGCCCGGGAUUCCUGGACCCAUCUCAGCUGCUUGUGGAGCCCCGGGGAGAGUCUAGCUUCCCACGGGAGUCUGUCAGAGGGACGGUGAUGACAGAUGGCACUGUCCUAAAGCCUUAAGUGCUUGCUUCCCAGAGCCCUGCCUUGUCUCAAAGAGAAGAGAACAAUGACCAAGUCACAGGAGGCAGUGACGUUCAGGGAUGUGGCCGUGGUCUUCAGUGAAGAGGAGCUGGAGUUGCUGGACGCUGCUCAGAGGAAGCUGUACCACGAUGUGAUGCUGGAGAACUUCCUGAAUCUCCUGGCAGUGGGAAGUCAGAGUCCAAACAAGAUGGACACUCUUGACUCAACAGGAUUAAGGCGCCUUUCACUGGGGUGGCUUCCAUGCUGGCAUAUGACAGGCCAUGAUGUCAAGAAACUGGCCAGCACUCCAGAUGUUGUAGUAAACAUUCAAGGAAAGAGUUCUCACUUCCUGAAGCAAUGUCCCUCCUCCUGCCAUGGGGGAACAGAAGAGCCCCUCCAGGUCUCCGAGGAUGAUGGCUGUCUGGAGAGUCUCACAAGUGACCAUUCCAGCAUUACCAAAAAUCAGGAAUUUCUGUCUGGGAGGGCUCAGAGUUCUUGGAGUAAAGCACAUUUUAGUGAGAGACGGAACCAUGGGAAACACUGUCCUCAGACUCUGGUGAAAACUAAGUCUCAGCUGUUGGCUCUCGGUGUUGACAUUCUGAGUUGCUUUUCCCAUCAAGAUAACAAUAUACUACAUAAAAGAGACAAAGUCCACAGCAGCGGUGACUGUGAUAAAGUCAUCUUUCCUAUGUCAUCCCUCACCCAGUCUCCUGUCUACACAGAACAGAAGGCCUACCAGUGCAGCAUGGGCCAAGACGCCUUCAUUGACAGCCCCAGUCUGGAGACUCAGCAGGCCCUCCUAGGAAAUAAGUCCCCUGUACAAAGUACAUAUGAGGACACUAGUUAUAGCUCCAGUGUCAUUCAACAAAGUGUCCCUCCAGGAAGAAAGCGCUACUGGUGUCAAGAGUGUGGCAAGGCUUUCAGUCAGAGCUCAAAUCUGCAGACUCACCAGAGAGUGCACACGGGGGAGAAGCCCUAUACCUGCCCUGAGUGUGGGAAAAGCUUUAACCAGAGCUCACACCUGUAUGCUCACCUGCCCAUCCACACUGGCGAGAAGCCCUACUGCUGCGACAACUGUGGGAAGGGCUUCAGCCGAAGCACAGAUCUCAACAUUCACUGCCGAGUCCACACUGGAGAGAAACCUUACAAGUGUGAGGUGUGUGGGAAGGGCUUCACACAGAGGUCACACCUCCAGGCCCACGAGAGAAUUCACACAGGAGAGAAGCCAUAUAAGUGUGGAGACUGUGGCAAACGCUUCAGCUGUAGCUCGAACCUCCACACCCACCAGAGAGUCCACACUGAGGAGAAACCGUACAAGUGUGACGAGUGUGGGAAGCGCUUCAGCCUGAGCUUCAACCUCCACAGCCAUCAGCGGGUCCACACAGGAGAGAAGCCAUAUAAAUGUGAAGAGUGCGGGAAGGGUUUCAGUUCAGCCUCAAGCUUCCAAAGCCACCAGCGGGUCCAUACUGGAGAGAAGCCAUUUUGCUGCAGUGUGUGUGGAAAGGGCUUCAGUCAGAGCUCUUAUUUUCAAGCCCACCAGAGAGUUCACACUGGGGAAAAGCCGUACAGAUGUGAUGUGUGUGGGAAGCGCUUCAACUGGAGCUUGAACCUCCACAAUCACCAGAGGGUCCACACUGGAGAGAGACCAUAUAAAUGUGAGGAGUGUGGGAAAGGCUUCAGUCAGGCCUCAAAUCUGCAGGCCCAUCAGAGUGUCCACACUGGCGAGAAGCCGUUCCGAUGCAAUGCAUGUCAGAAGCGAUUCAGUCAGGCCUCGCACCUCCAGGCCCACCAGAGGGUGCACACAGGGGAGAGGCCCUACAAAUGUGACACGUGUGGGAAAGCCUUCAGUCAGAGAUCCAAUCUCCAAGUUCAUCAGAUAAUUCACACCGGGGAGAAGCCGUUCAAGUGUGAGGAGUGUGGGAAGGAAUUCAGCUGGAGUGCAGGACUUACUGCUCACCAGAGGGUCCAUACAGGAGAGAAACCCUACACAUGUCAGCAGUGUGGGAAGGGUUUCAGUCAGGCCUCACACUUCCACACUCACCAGAGGGUCCACACUGGGGAAAGGCCCUACAUCUGCAGCAUCUGCUCUAAGGGCUUCAGUCAGAGAUCACACCUGGUCUACCACCAGAGGGUCCACAGUGCCGGGAAUCCCUAGGUCUGUUCUAUUAGGUGGGCUCCAUGCUGCUUCCCCACCCCAGGGGCUUCAGGAGACUUCACCAGGAUUAUUUCUUCUCUUUGAGAGAUUUUUUUUCUUUUUAUUUUUUCUUUUAUUUAUUUUAUUUGGGGGGGGGGUCGGGACCAGAUUUCUUUGGCAGUCAUGGAACUUGCUCUGUAGACCAGGCUAGCCUUGAACUCACAGAGAUCCACCUGCUUUCGACUCCUGAGUGCUGAGUGUGUGCCCAGCUGGGAGAUCAAUUCUUUAGAAAUGUCAGAAAUUAUGUAUGAGAGGAUCAUUGCUCCAUAAAUGUAUUGUUACCAUGUACAAGAGUUGUAAGGUUGCCACCCUCAGGAUAUGAUGGAGCAGGAAAUCUCAGAAUCCAUCCAAGUCUCCAAAAAGGCUGCAAGAAGUACUUUGACCACAGCUGGUGGCUGGCAGAACCGCCGCUGACUGAAGCAUCCCUUCCUCAUAGGAAGCUCCUCUCUGUAUCUGCUGUGCAGAGCUGCAUGUGGCUCCGGACCCAGCCAUUCCUAGAGCAAGUUAGAAAAGCCCCUGUAAGUAAGGCUCAAAUUUGAAAACACUUGUCAACCUUCAACCCUGCAUUCAUAUUGCUUCGUAUUCCCCAGUAAUCUUGUAAGGAGCCCUUAGUCAGCUUCUUUGAGGCAUGGUGCUGCCCAGUCAAGUCUGCAGUGUGAGACCUGCCUCUCUAGCAUGGUGCUUAGCACGGCGUAGCGACUCUGUACUGGAUGAGUGAGUAUUUCUACUUAAUAGACUAAAGCCAUGCUCUUUUUGAAAAUUCCAUAUUUAUCUGCCCAAUAAGGUGAACUGAAACUUAUUUGAUUGGAAUUUGGGGCCCUGAAUUCAUUGAGGGAAGAGCUUUUUUUAUUGUAAUCACUACUGCAAAUGUUUUUUACAAAGUAUUUGCUGAUGACAAAAAGGUUCUUAGUAAACUUGAAUUGUU
Mus pahari (shrew mouse) is the source of this 3398-nucleotide messenger RNA. Its product is annotated as zinc finger protein 235-like. Lineage: Eukaryota; Metazoa; Chordata; Mammalia; Rodentia; Muridae. The record is from RefSeq and is a predicted model, not a curated record. The coding region runs from base 326 to 2434 and encodes 702 amino acids. Gene Ontology annotation, biological process: regulation of DNA-templated transcription. The transcript is spliced from 4 exons.